Molecule: messenger RNA, 6417 nt
Organism: Anguilla rostrata (American eel)
Lineage: Eukaryota; Metazoa; Chordata; Actinopteri; Anguilliformes; Anguillidae
Product: spectrin beta chain, non-erythrocytic 4-like
Exons: 5
Coding region: 1-813 (270 amino acids)
Molecular function (GO): protein binding; phospholipid binding
Source: RefSeq, a predicted model, not a curated record
AUGUCCCCUCGCCGCCACGGCUACCCCACACCCCGCGUCGCCCCCACACCUCGACGUUGCCCUCCUCCAGUGCCCCACACCUAUUGCCCACUCCGUGGCCCCAUUCGCCCACACCUCCCGGGAGGCCGCCAGGCUGGAGAACUCGCCGAGCCGGCCCGGCGCCACCGCGCGCCGCAAAGAGCCCAGCGGGGGGGAGACGCGCGGUCCCGCUCGGCACCGGCCCAGAGCAGCCCCGCCGUGCCCCAGCCCCCCUCCCACACGGCCCAGCACGAGGGCUUCCUGUUCCGCAAGCUGGACAUCGACGCCCAGAAGAAGAGCUCCAACAGGUCUUGGGUCAACCUGUACUGCGUGCUUUCCAAGGGAGAGAUCGGCUUCUACAAGGACGCCAAAAACACCGCCACACCUUACAACAGCGAGCCCAUGCUCAACCUGAGCAGCUGCACCUGUGACGUCACCAACGGCUACAAGAAGAAGAAGAACGUCUUCACACUCAAAACGAAAGAUGGGAGCGAGUUUCUGUUCCACGCGAAGGACGAGGACGACCUGAAGGGCUGGAUCGCGAACAUCACCGCCAGCAUCUCCGAGCACGAGGAGAUCGCGAAAUGGGGGCAGCCUCAGCCCACUACCUCUUCCACCGACGAGGGCACGCGGCGGGACGGCAGCAAGGCCGAAAAGUCGGAAAAGGGGGAGCGGUCCGACCGGGGGGACAAGGCGGAGAAGGGGGACAGGUCGGAAAGGUCGGAGAAGGGGGAGAGGCCGGAGAAGGGAGGGAGAACAGACAAGCGCUCCAGCACGUCGGGGAAGAAGAAAUGAGGGCGGAGUCACGUGUGGGGGGCGGGGUGGGGGUGUGGCUUACCGGAAGCCGGGAUUUGUCCCGUCCGUCCGGCCCCACCCCCCACCCUCCCUCGAUGUGGAUCAAUGCUGAAAAUAACGUCGAAAAGGAAGCAGGGCAAACGUGCGGGAUUACCGGGGAACACGUGCUCGCGCGCCCGUCCCCUCCCUCUCUCUCUUUCUCUCUGUGGCUCCGAGGACUUGCUCCACACCAGGCACCAGCUCUCGUUGCGCCGCCACUCUCCGCUUCUGCCCCCGGGCAGUUAGAGCCCCCCCUAGUGGUCGUGGCUGGACACUGCAUCACAGCCAGGGUGGUAGGCUAAGACAGAAAUACCCCGUACAAAAAGGUUGUUGUGACAGGAAUUAAGUUAAAGUAGCUCAUUAAGAAUGUUUCCUUUCAAAUUACCUGUAUCUAAAUGUACCUAUUUAGCUUCCUGUCUGUCUAUCUAUCUAUUUAUAUGUCUAGACAUCAUAUCUUAUAAUCCCAAGCAACAUUGAAUGAAAUGCCAAAAUGUUUUAAAAAGCUGGCUUUUUUUCUUUUGGAAAAUUCCUGUUUGUUGCCCCCUCUCUUCUUUUACCCUCUGCUCUAUCUCGUCGUCACCCCCCAUCCCCCCCUUGUAAUUCCCUUGUUGCUUAGUAACUUCAUAUGAGGGCUCAGGCACUUCUGCACCUAUUCCUCCGAGGUCCACAAGGCGCCAUUUUGACUAGGGAAUGGGACAGGAAGCUUGGGGCUUUCAAACAGGAAGGCCUGCGGUGUGAGCGAAGCAGCUGCGCGCGGUUCUCUCUGCCAGGUGUGGUGGGCUGGCACGAAGAAGGGUUUCAGUGCCACCUGGUCUUCCGGCAUCCCGAGCCAAACUUGGGUCUGUGGUUGAGAAGAGCAUUGUUAAUGAGCAGAAGACAACCUCAACCCCCAGUAUGGCUGCUGUCUCUUUGCUGGGGUACAGGAUGGAGAGGGGUAUCUCUGUCACCCCCACAGAGGGGGUCCGCAGGUCAAGAGUGGUCCGUCUGUCUGUGUUACCCCAUUUGUGUCACGUCUGAUUUUCUCGAAGACCUCAUUCUCAGAAGGAUGAAAAGCAUGUCUGAGUAUCGCUGUUCACCUCGGCCAGGGUCUCAUAGCUCAGGUUCUGUUUGAUUAUUCGUGUUCUCAGUUACUCUUAGUCUUCCAAACAUGGCCGAAAUCUCUCUGUAGUAAGGCGUCGCCUCCACUGGGAGAACAAGCGAGGUUUUAGGUUUUUUGCGGGACGGGGCUGUUCAGAUGACCCCAGCAUCUCACAGGAAACGCAAAGCAUUGUGGGAGACCAGAUAGCGCCCCUGACAGGUGUGGGUGCAGAUAUCUUCGGGAGAGGCACAUCCUGUUCCUCUGGGCUGGGUGGGGAAAUGUCCCUCUUGCUGGAUGGUUUUUACCGCAGUUUAUCUCUGUUGAUAUGCAGCCACAAUGAGGAUAAGUGUGAGAAAUGGUGCUUUAUUGUGGAUGUAGGUGAUUGUUUCAUAGCCAAUAGCUUCUGUGUAUUAUGACUUGCGGUUGUUAGGUUGGCGCGUAUGGCUUCUCACAAAUAGCACAGCAGCACCGUGUGCGGCAGGCUUUUCACGGCCUGAAACUGUGUGCGACUAGUUUGCCUCUCUUUUACGACCGUUAUUAAGGAACAAACCCUUUCAGCUUUCCCUUUAUUGCCCUUUACCUCAUUAUGUCAGCUGGUGAACUGCUGGCAGAACAUUCAGAGCUCACAGUGAGAACUACAGCAAAAUAGGGGGAGGUUAACACCAAGGGUUAGCUCCAUGGGUUAGCACCAAGGGUUAGCUCCAUGGGUUAGCACCAAGGGUUAGCACCAUGGGUUAGCGCCAUGGGUUAGCAUCGAGGCUUAGAACCAUGGGUUAGCACCAAGGGUUAGCAUCAAGGGUUAGCACCAUGGGUUAGCACCAAGGGUUAGCAUCAAGGCUUAGAACCAUGGGUUAGCACCAAGGGUUAGCAUCAAGGCUUAGCACCAUGGAUUAGCACCAAGGGUUAGCGCCAUGGGUUAGCAUCAAUGGUUGGCACCAUGGGUUAGCACCAUGGGUUAGCGCCAGGGGUUAGCACCAAGAUUGGCGUCGUUCUAGAAUGCAAUGCAACUGUAUGACUGCAAAGAUGUACAAGAAUAAAGAUUUGGUUUUGACAAGGGGUGUGGAAUAUCUGGAAUAAUAUCAAAGGGAUUUGUGACAUUUUACAUACAUAAUAGAUUUCUCAAGUGGAUUGUAACUUUAGAUUCUCUUAGUUCGGUCAUGGAGUAUGCAUUCAUAGACAUAAUUAUGCGCAAAAGCUAAACUAAUGCAAACUAACGCAUGCAGGAUAUAAGGCUGUGGUCCUCACUGGCUUUUUUUGUACAAAUUGUCAUGUGAACAUGUUGACAUAUAUGGCACAAUAAUCCACCUGCACACAAGCUACAUAUGCGCUAUAUGCUGAGGGGAGGGUGAGACCACUUAAAUGAGCUAGAUUCACUGAGCUUAAACUGAAGGGCAUGUAACAUUGAAUGGUUGGACUAUACUGUAGUUUAGGCAGAAAUUAGGUAGAACUUAGGCAGCAACGUGUUGCCCAGUGCUGGCUUUCUGUGUGAUGUUCACUCUUUUUUUACCUUCCAUGUGUUGGAUGUUGAUGUCUCUGUACAGCCUGUUAGGUUUUGAAAGGCAGAAAUGUUUUAUUCUGUUAAAUGCAGUUUGGAUUCUUACAUGCCUAGGAUUUUGCAGUAGCUAAAGGUCAAAGUUCAAAAAAAAGUAUGCAACCGAUGCUGAGGUUAAACAUACUGGGAGGCGCUUUCUGUCUGCUGUGGAUGUGACCUGUUUCUGCGAGUCACACAAAAAGGUUUUCACCGUUCAGGAGUUACAUAGUGUAAGAUCGUUGGCCCUGAAAUUGCAGGACCAUGGUAACGUUACUGGGCUGGCCUGAGAAGCGGUGCUCUCUCUUGCAUCGUGCUUACGCACUGUGCUGCAAAGCGUGACCUCUCGCUGCCCAUCCCGGGCCUGUGUGUGUCCAACCCCCACCCCAGUAUGGAAUGCCCAUCUGUCUGCAUCCGCAGCAGCAUUCCAUGUGCAAACCACCCACCCCAGCAUUCCGUGUGCAAACCACCCGCCCCAGCAUUCCGUGUGCAAACCACCCGCCCCAGCAUUCCGUGUGCAAACCACCCGCCCCAGCAUUCCGUGUGCAAACCACCCGCCAAUUCAGGAGCGCUGAGGCACCCGCAGUUCUGCCCUGAAACACGUGGGGUCGCCAGCUACUUGUUUUCGCAUCUCAGACCUCAGCUGAGCUCUCACAGGGCGGAGUCAUAGGAAGACCUUUCACAUGCCACUUUUUAUGCAGUCUUACUGGCGCCCUUUUGGCCAGCGGGAGUUGCUUAAGAGCGAUGAAACGCGGAUCCCUUCCCGUAACCUGGGUGACAAAGGCGGCAGUCACAUCUCGCCCUUAUGGAGGUACUGACCGCAGUCGCUGCUGGCAUGGUCCGGGAUUGAUCCGCGCCCGUGAGGCUCACCCAUGCACCGCAGCAUGGUGCCUUAACCGAAUGAGCCGUCCGACAGACUAACUCUUGGAACUUUCGAUUUCAUUCUUUUCUUUUCUCGAAAAAAAGCUGCCUGACCAUAAAUAAGACAUCACUUUUGGGUUUCGAACGGGAUACCAUUGUUUCCCACCAUUCUUUACGAAAAACAGGGAAGAAAACACAUGUCCAUGUGGUUGGGCUUUUUAAACUGUUUUUUUUUUUUUUGUUUGUUUGGAAAUAAUGCUACCUUUUGCUUUUCUGAUUUAUAUUGUCACUGGUACGAAUUCUGAUUUGUAAAUGCAGUAUUCUUUCGUAUAGCUGAUGUUAUUCAUUAGAACUACUUUGCUACGAUUGCUGAAGAAGAAGAAGAAGCUAAAGGAAAACAAUAAUAGUUGGCAAAAGAAUAGAGAAUUUAUGCAACUUUUCCUUUGCACUAAAAUGCUACCCCAUUGCACAGCACUAAUUCCCUGGGAGCGGUGGUGCGGCAGGGUCUGUGUGAGGUGAAGGUUAGCUGUGAAGGUGUGGUCACCUGGGGCAGAAGCUCCAUGUCCUCUCUGUGUCUCAGACCCCGUUGCAUACAUUGUGCUUAGCGGCGCACGGUUAAGUCACUGAACUAUCUCUUAGCCUCGUGUGCUUGGCUGGAACUGGAGUGAAUCUAGCCGUUCCCUCUGUGGAAAAUGUCGUUAUCUGAAAACGUCUGUCUGUUGCAGUAUUGUAUUUAUUGUUCCUUUUUUGUAACUAAGAUUCACGUGUUAAACGCAUUGCUUUCUCCAGCUGCUAUGCCGGAGGAGAUCGUUCUAAGCAGCACUUAAUGACUUUAAGUGAGCGACACCCGGACCGCAUGUGGGGAUGUGUGGGGGUUAGUCCCUAGCAGCCUGUUGAGAGUGAAGCAGGUCUCUGGACCUCUUCCACUGCAUCAUCUUCCUCUCUGUCUUCCUCAGCAUAAACUCAGCCUGUGAUCUUCUCUCCGAAACACAUACCAGUCAGAGGUUAUGGCCGAUCAAGAGAAAGCACAAUUUUUAUAAAUACGUGACAGACACAUGGGGAGCGUUUUUUACUUUUAAAACCAUAUACUCUCCAAGCAAAAUCAACACGCAGAAGAGGCUGUACAUGUACAGUGUUGUUUGCACUGCGUCAUUGUUUAUUUUUUAUUUUUGUUAGGUGUAAGGUGAAAGUCCUCCACUGGCAGAGUGAAGGGUUGUAGAACAUGCUCAGAGGGGCUGUGGACUUCAUUUCCCAUCAGCACCUCUGAACCGUUAUGGCAGGCUGACCUCUCCACAGAACCCUAUCCUACAGGAAUAAGCCACACUUGUGUAGAUAAUCACCAAGUGCAGCCUGGGAUGCACUUCCUUCCUUUUCCUGGAAAAGCCACUGUGCUCUGUCCUGAAACCGAUAUCAGCCUAGGUGUGUGGGAGUGUAGUUUCUUUCCUUUUGCCUUUUAAUUUGUUCUAAUAUUAUCCUGCGUUUAUUCUGUGAUGGGAGGUGUUCGCUGCGGUCGGCCGGCUAAAUGAAGCCUCCAGCCUACAGCAGCUGUGUUCUUCUGGUGUUUCCUCUGAACUGGACCGGCCUUCGAUAUCCGUUCCUCUCCCCGGAUAGACCCUACAGCACCACUGAUCUUCAGUGAACUACUGAUAUUUUGCAAAGCUCAACAGCUUGCCAGUCUGUAUAAAAUGUAAUUGCUUAAGAUAUUUUCUGUAAAGAAGAAAAAAUAACUUUUUCAUUUGUUUUCAUUUUUCAGCUGUAAUACCGAAGGGGACGUUUGUGACUUUUAACAAAUUUAAUGAUCGGAUUACAUAAAUGGGGGGGGGGGGGAUUUGUAAAAAAUAUAUAUAUAAAGAGGACAAAAUUCAGGACAAAAGGUUGCAUGAAUUAUUAGGGAGACCCUAUUAUGAAACUGCUGUGCAUGUUUUUAACAGUCCAACCCCUCACUAUACAAUCACUGUACAAUACUGGGGUGACACCUGUAAGUACAUGGAAAUAAUGAAUGAAUGAAUAAUUAUGUAAAAAUAGAUCAAACUUAAGAUCAUUGCCUCUGUACAGUUAUCUCUGUGAAUUGACAAAUACAAGUUGUGAUAUGUCAGAA